AAGGAAUGCAACUUGUGUGACAGCUGUCUAUCAGUUCGGUUUCUCAGGAGGGAGGCUAUUUGGAAAAAAGUCCCGAUCUAGAAGAGUUUGUACCUUAGAUUAGACCAUCAGACCGUCAUAAUGGCUCAGAUGUUACCCAUCAAGUUUCAAGAGCAUCUACAGCUCACAAGUAUAAGGAUCAAUGCUGCCAACAUCGGAUUCAGCACUCUCACCAUGGAGUCGGACAAAUUCAUCUGUGUCCGAGAGAAGGUGGGAGAAACAGCACAGGUGGUCAUCAUUAACUUGCAUGAUCCAACAAACCCCAUCAGAAGGCCAUUCACUGCAGAUUCAGCCAUCAUGAAUCCAGCCUGCAAAGUGAUUGCUCUAAAGGCUGGAAGAACCCUUCAGAUUUUCUGUAUUGGAACCGAGUCAAUGAUGAGGGUUCACACCAUGACGGAAGAUGUGGUGUUUUGGAAGUGGAUUUCUGUAAAUACCAUUGUCUUAGUCACCGAGGGUGCCGUCUACCAUUGGUCCAUGGAGUGGCUUUCUCUUCCGCUGAAAAUGUUUGACCGCCACUCCAGUUUGACAGGCUGUCAAAUUAUCAACUAUAGAACGGACGCCAAGCAAACGUGGCUACUUCUUAUUGGCCAAUCCACCCACCAAAAUCGCGUCGUUGGAGCAAUGCAACUUUACUCUGUCGAAAGAAAAGUCAGCGAACCUAUCGAAGGUCACGCUGCUGCCUUCUCACAGUUCAAAAUGGAGGGAAAUCCUGAACUCUCUACCCUGUUUUGCUACGCAGUCAGAAGUGCUCAGGGCGGAAAGUUGCAUAUCAGUGAAGUAGGAACGCCGCCAACCGAAAAUCAGCCUUUUGCGAAGAAAAAUGUCGAUGUUUUCUUCCCACCCGAAGCCCAGAACGACUUUCCCGUAGCUAUGCACUACUAUGCAGGUCAGCCCGAAACACGACGUACUGUAUUUGAUUACAAAGUAUGGCUACAUUCAUUUGUAUGACAUGGAGACUGGUACCUGUAUCUACAUGAACCGAAUUUCGGCAGAAACUGUAUUCGUCACCGCCCCACACGAGCUCUCUUCGGGUAUCAUUUGGGGUCAAUCUCAAACAUA
This is a messenger RNA of Daphnia pulex (common water flea), 1098 nucleotides long. RefSeq names its product clathrin heavy chain 1-like. The coding region runs from base 121 to 987 and encodes 288 amino acids. NCBI's taxonomy places the organism in Eukaryota, Metazoa, Arthropoda, Branchiopoda, Diplostraca, Daphniidae. Gene Ontology annotation, biological process: receptor-mediated endocytosis; intracellular protein transport. The record is from RefSeq and is a predicted model, not a curated record. The transcript has 5 exons. Gene Ontology annotation, cellular component: clathrin complex; clathrin-coated endocytic vesicle; clathrin coat of trans-Golgi network vesicle. Gene Ontology annotation, molecular function: structural molecule activity; clathrin light chain binding.